Ipomoea triloba (trilobed morning glory) is the source of this 2684-nucleotide messenger RNA. RefSeq names its product protein TIC 100. The record is from RefSeq and is a predicted model, not a curated record. Bases 49 to 2520 code for a protein of 823 amino acids. Lineage: Eukaryota; Viridiplantae; Streptophyta; Magnoliopsida; Solanales; Convolvulaceae. Gene Ontology annotation, cellular component: cytosol. The transcript is spliced from 11 exons.
CUUAUCUCCUUCAAACCGCUUAUUUCUCCGCUCACUCUGCAAGCUGCAAUGGCCGACGACGAGAAAAUGGAGGACCAGAAUGCGGCCAACAAUUACUCCAUAGAUUCAGAUUCCGAGGAAGAGGAAGAGUAUAUCUAUGAGCAUCCUUCAACCACCCGGGCGGAAACUGUGAGGAGGUUCGUGCGCGUGCUCAACAAGAAGAAGCUAAGGAGGGAGUUGGAGGAGGAGGAAACCGAAGGCCCUUCUAUUGAGGAAGAGUACGAUUUCCCAGUGGACCCGGAGAAAUGGACUGAGGAGGAUGUGAAGGAGUUAUGGGCGGACCCUCCAGUUGGAUCGGGCAAAACCGGGUGGGACCCCAGCUGGGUCGACGCCGAGGAUGAAGAGAUGAUUAGGGGGGAGUUAAGGGAGGGUCGAGACCCUUAUUUUGGGCCGUUUUACGUGCCGUACCGGAAGCCGUUCCCCGCGGUGCCUGAUAAUCACCACGAGAUUGCGACCCCAAAGGCUGUGAUAGAAGAGCUCGAUAAAACCGAGGAGUUCAUGAGAUGGGUCAGCUACAUUUUCGACGAUGGUAGCUCGUAUGAAGGCACUGUUUGGGAUGACAAGGCUCAUGGAAAAGGUGUUUUUGUUGGUGAGAAAGGACUGGUCAGGUAUGAAGGUGAAUGGCUUCAUAACGAAAUGGAAGGACAUGGGGUUGUUGAAGUAGAAAUUCCUCAUAUGCAACCCGUUCCUGGAUCCAAGCUUGAAAAGAAGAUGCGAGCUAAAGGGAAAAUAAUAACUAGAGAUUCCAUGGACCCAGAAGACAGAGAAUGGCUGGAAAUGGAUAUUGCGGAUAGUGUUAGAUUUGCUGCAGGAAAACGUGAAAUCCCUUUUUAUGACAAAAAGAUCUGGAUAAAGCAUUUUGGAGAGAAACCAGAGAAGGGUCGUUAUCGUUAUUCUGGUCAGUGGAAGCAUGGGAGAAUGCAUGGCUGUGGUGUAUAUGAGGUCAAUGAACGAACAAUAUAUGGCCGAUUCUACUUUGGAGAAUUUCUUGACCUGGAUACUUAUGGAUGUGAUCUUGAAAUUUGCGCGACGCAUGCCGGUAUAGCAGAAGUUGCAGCAGCUAAGGCCCGUAUGUUCACUAAUAAGCCUGAUGGAAUGGUAAGAGAAGAUAGGGGACCUUACAGCGAUCCUCAGCACCCAUAUUUUUAUGAAGAAGAUGAUGUGUGGAUGGCACCGGGCUUCAUCAACCAAUUUUAUGAAGUUCCUGAUUAUUGGAAAAUGUAUGUGCACGAGGUGGAUGAAGAAAGGGAAAUGUGGCUGAAUUCGUUUUAUAAAGCUCCUUUGAGAUUACCUAUGCCUGCAGAGCUUGAAUAUUGGUGGGCCAACGAUGAAGAACCGGAGUUUAUUCUGAUCAACAGGGAACCAGAGCCUGAUCCAGAAGAUCCAUCAAAACUCAUAUAUACUGAAGAUCCCCUCAUCAUGCACACGCCAACUGGAAAGAUUAUCGACUAUGUGGAUGAUGAGGAACACGGGAUUCGAUUAUUUUGGGCACCUGAUGUUAAAGAUGGAGAAGAAGAUGAGAACAUAGAUGAUGUCGAGUUUCUUCCUCUGGGAUUCGAUGAGUUCUAUGGACGAGAAACAUAUGUCGAGGAGGAACAAGAACACUUUUUGAAGCGUUUUAUUUUGUCUGUAGAAAAUGCUUGCAAACCGAUAUUCUCCAAACUGGAGAAAUGGGUGGAGGAGCAGAAGAAAGCUAGUGAGAUGAAGAUGGCAUUGCUAAAGAAGGAGCUUGAAUUAGCGGAAGCUGAAUUUGCUCUUAAUGAGGCAAUUGAAGACUUGGACGAGGCAUUAAAGCUGGUGCAGCAAGAGGAGGAGAGGAAGGCGGAGAUGGGUAUCCAGGAGGAAGAAGAAGAUACCUCGCCCACCAAACCAACUGACCAAUCCAAGAAAACGACAACCGAAAAGGAGGAGGAAGAUGAAGAUGAAGAAGAUGACGAGGGGGAUGAUGAUGCCGCUUCUUUUAGUUUUGGGUCGGUUGAAAAUCAAGACAAGGCUAAAACCAACCAGAAUGGGAACAAACCCGGGAAGCCAUCUCCAUUUGGAGCAUCUUCUUUGCCAUUUGCCGCAUGUUCCCUCGUUUCCCAAGGUCCUUCCAAGCUACUACAUUCAUUUAUGACAUGGAGGAAGGAGGGGAAAACAAGGCAGCCGCCAUCUUCAGCUACCACUGCCCACUUCCAUGUUUUGCCUCACGAGCAACACGCCCCAACCUCAAUCACCUUCCCCAACACCGUUGCUAAAAACUGCAGGUUAAGAGCAACCCGGCACAUGCAUUACCACGAAAAGCGUGCAUGCAGGUUGCCGAUGAUAGUUCAGUCUAAGCACACAGCUCGUUCUAAACUGAAAACUUCUUGGGAGAUCCAAGGACUCAAGGAAGACGACGUUAGCUUAUCUAUAUUAUCCUUGCAUACGCCUUUAGAUCUAAGGGAGUUAGGGGAUAGUAGCUCAACUAUACUGUCCUUGCAUAUGCCUUUAGUGGCGUAGCGAUUAGUGUUGUCUCUGAUCUGUUGUUAUGUUCUUUGCACCAAAUCUGAUAAUUUUUUCAGGUCCUUUGGACAAAGUUUUGUUGAAUUAAAAUUACACCUUCCCUAUUGGUUUUUGGGAGCUUGAGCCAUCAAUAAGUAUCUUGUUAUAUUUGGUUGAAAACA